Messenger RNA from Paramecium sonneborni, 1699 nucleotides. The record is from the annotation of a GenBank genome assembly. NCBI's taxonomy places the organism in Eukaryota, Ciliophora, Oligohymenophorea, Peniculida, Parameciidae.
AUGAGCACCUACAAUCGAUAUUAUUGCACAUCCUGUUAUAGCGUUUGGGAUGAAAAUUAAUGCAUUCCAAAAAUUCUAGAUUGUGGACAUUCCUUUUGUUUGAAAUGUCUCAAACGUCUUUUCUAGAAUGAACAAAUAAUCUGUCCUGAAGACAUGUAAAUAAUAUUGUCAGUAUUGAAAGGAAAUGCAUAAAGAUAAACUCUCUGAAUUAAUUACGUACAAAUGAAGAAUUAUUACAUCCUCAACCCUAACGUUCGGAUAGAAUAUUACCUUCGACUCAUUCUUCACAAUAAGACAUUUCAGUGACUAAAUCAGAGACUGUUACUCAAUCAACUACUCGCUUAUUUAUUAAUGUUCCUGACUAUUCUGUUUCCAUUCGUAAACCUCAUAUGAUUUACCAAAAGGAAAAAAUUCCAUGGACUAGAGAACAAUUAUAAUAAUGUCUAUAAUAAUUAUAAGAUUCUCAGCAACAAUUUGAAUUAAACUAGUAAACUAAUUUUAAUGAGGCAUAUAGAAUGAUAACUCAAUAGAAACGUUAUUUAAUUGAACAAAUUCAAUAGAAGUUUUCAGAUUUUCAAAUAAAACUUAGAAAUAUAGAAAGUCAAAUUUUAUAUGAAUUAAAUAUAGUAGCAUUAAAAUUAGAAGAUGAUAUUCGUUAAACUAAUAUUUCUGUAGAUAAAAAGGCUAUAGUUUAAAUCCUAUCUAUAAAAGAAAGGUAUCUUAUUCCUUUAUAUGUAGUAAGAAUUGAGUAAUUGUUGCUACUCUCUAAUGAGAAAUUAAACAAUCAAGUAGAUUUGGUGAACUCCUUAACAUAAUAAACAGAAUAAAUUAUAAAUAAUCUAGUCAAAUAAGAAUUCCAGUUUGUGUAAGAUAUAAUAACUAAGGAAAUGUAAAUUAAAUUUGAUCUAACUGUUUAUGAUUACUUGCCUUAAUUUUGUACUAUUAAGAAAUAUGAGAAUUUAUAAAGAAAUCAAUCAUAAAAUAGAAGUAAGACUAGAGUAAGGACUCUUAAUGAUUCACACUCUAAUAAUCAUACAAAUAAAUCUAAUUAAUCAUUAUCUUUUAGUAAUAGUAGUCCAAAACCUAGAGGACAUGAUAAUUCUAUAUCAUAACCAUUUUAAUAUUCUAAAAAUGCACAUCAUUUGGAAGAACCUUCAUAUUAGAGAAUGAAUCCAAGAGAAUUAACAUUUGGAGGUCAAUUAUAAUAACAUGAAUUUAGAAGAUCUCAUGAUUCUAAAAAUUCAAGGACUCUUUCGUCAACCAAACUUUAUGAAGCUACAGGUAUUGAUCGUAUUGAAGAUCUUUUAUUAAAAGGAUUACCUAUUGAGAAAUUAGAUUUAACAAAUUAAAGUAUCUUAAAUUCAUUUAUUUAGAUUUAAAUGAUUCUGAUAUCCAAGAACUUAUUAAACUUAUCCAGUAAUCUACUUCAUAAAUUGAAAUACUUAAAUUAGGUAAAAAUAGAAUCACUGAUAUUGGAUUUGAUAAAUUACUUACUCUUCUACUUAAAAGGAGUGAUAUUCAUACUCUCAAUUUAACUAAUAAUGAAUGUACAGAAAAAUCUAUUGAUAUGAUUGAAAGAAGAAUUUAAAAAUUACAAGGAAAGACUAUCUAUCUUUCUAAUUGUAAACUUAAUAACUUAAAUCAAUUAAAAAAAAAAUAAACUUUAUUUCAAAAUAAAAGUGUUACUCUGUUUCUGUGA